GCUGUUGAAAUCCAUGGCUUAAACGAAAGUAACUCUGCAUAGGACUGAAUGUAGUCAUUGGGUACAACGUGGUGUGAGGCUUUUAGCUGUGUAGACACCACUGAAGAUGGGGAAAAAGUACGCAAGUAAGCACUGAAAAUCAAGGAUUUCUGCUAUAUGGUACAAUGGGUGCCUGUGAAUCUGGACAAGAAAUCAACAUCAAUGAUGCCCACAACUGGUACAACAAAUUUAUGAAGGAUUGCCCAUCAGGGCAGUUGAGCCUGUAUGAAUGCAAGUCCUUUCUGAGUCUGCAUGAUAUUAAUCAAGAGGCAGAAUAUUAUGUUGACCAAGUAUUCAAUGCUUUUGACUUGAAUAAGGAUGGCUUUAUUGACUUCUUGGAGUUCAUAGCUGCAAUAAAUCUCAUUAUUCGAGGGAAAAUCAACCAAAAAUUGAAAUGGUAUUUUAAGCUAUAUGAUGCUGAUGGAAAUGGAUCUAUUGAAAAAAGAGAACUUGUAAAAAUAUUCAAGGCUGUUCAGGCUAUUACAGGGUACCAAGAAACAACUCCUGAAGAGUUCACAGAAAUUGUAUUCAAGAAGAUAGACAUCAACCAUGAUGGGGAACUCUCUUUAGAAGAAUUCGUCAAUGGAGUAGAGAGUGAUGAGGAACUCUUCAGAAUGAUUUCAAAGAUCUUUGACCUUUCCAAUGUAUUGAGGAUUAUACAAAGCGGGAGGAAAAAAGCAUCUGAGAGUUGUGAAUCUUAAAAGGAACAAUCAUUGCAGCGACCCUAUUAAAUAUCUACACAGAAUUUCAUUUCAUAUCCACUGUUCAAACUAAGGAGAAGCAAAGGAGGAACAGUCAUUUCAAACAUCUAUUUUUCUCACCUCUGGAUAUGGAUUCUCCAAAUGUUUGUCCACAUGCAUUAUAAAAAACAGUUUUAAUGCUGCAGAAAACAACACUACCAGCACUUGUAAUGUGGAGACCCCACAUACAAAAUACUAACAAAAAUGGAUUAAGUUGUUGAAUUGCUUCUUUAAGUACUUGUUGCUUAAACUUCAAUUUACAGAGAGGUGACAAACAACUAAAUACGAUUUGCUUCCAAUUAGAUCAAUUAGGGGCAAUGCGUGGUUUGCAUCAACUUAAUAUUUGUAUUAAUCAGUGCUUAAACUGCAAGUGGGCUACACGAGAAACACUUCAAUAUAGUGGUGGCUUCAAAAAAUAUCCACUUGGAAAAGCUGUUUACCACUUCAGUAUUAUUAAUUAAGUUAACGUGACAGUGUUGUAACAUUUAAAUUGUUUUGCUUUAGAGAGGUUUUUUGGGUCUAGAUGAGACCUAAUGAAGAACUGAUUCACCUUUUAAAAUAACAUUUACAUGUAAAUAACUAACCCUACAUGAGAAAAAUAAUUGAAACUCUGGAGGAGGUUCAAAAGUACUUGCUUUAAUCAUCUGAGAUAAGUCCCCUGAUUUUGAUGGGAAAAUGGUCCUCUAAUUCAAAAGAAACCUACCUGACUCUCAUUGCAGGUUACACAAAAUAACAAAUCCUAAUCAUGGUGGAAUGGGAGAGAGCAAGCAUUCAAAAGGUCUUGUCUAGACAGCAGAAUCAUAUUUCUAUAUGAGAAGCCUGGGAAAAAGUAGGUUAAAUUUUUCUGCUUGAACAUCACCUACUGAGUCACUGCAUUCUUAAAGUACACAUUGAGCACAGUGAGAAUUUACCUUGACAACGAACCACAUUCUCAUACUGAAAGAAGGCCUGCUAAAUGCUUCUCAGUGCAAUCAUAUACAUGCUAAUGUUUUUAAAUUCAAUCAAGUCAAUGGCUUUAGAAGGGUGUAACUCUGCUUAGGAACUACAUAUGACAUAAUGGAUUCUGAUAAUGUUAAAUUAUUUUUAUUUUUGCAGCAAUUGUGAUUUCCAGGAGGAAAUCAGGGUGCAGAGUAUUACAGAAACAAACUCAUACACUGUUGGUUAUCAUUUUCAAGCUAUAUUACUCCUGCUGGUGGAAAUUUUCAGAAACCCUUUUCCCUUCCUGGAAGUGGUAAAAGCAGGUUGAAGAGUUAAAUACUCCUCUGAAAAUCACUGCACAGCACCAGUUCCACGCUUCAGGCAAAUAGCACACCCUAGCCUUUCCACCUCUCUGCUACCCCUGCCUCCUCCACCUAAGCACUCCACAGCCACAGAAAAUUAUAUUUUGCACAAGGCAAGAGAUGGUUAUAGCUCUUCUUCUGGAACUCUGAGCAAAGUGAGAGGAUCAGUUUGCCACUGAUCAGCCUUACUUUUAUCUACAUACUUGCAGGUAAUAUAAAUAAAACUAAGCAGAGUCAGCUAGAUUUGAGUCCAGUAGCACCUCAGAGACCAACAAGAUUUUGGGAGUAUGAGCUUUCAAGAGUCAAAGAUCCGUUCAUCAGAUAGAUAGCUCAUAACCCUAAACUUUUUGGUGGUCUCUCAGGAACUACUGGACUUUAUCUUUCUACUGCAGUUAGACAAGGCUAGCCUCUGAAACCAAGCAGAGACAGAAAACUACUCUGAAUAAAAAAGUUUAGUACAUCAACAUGAUUUUUAUCACACUCUUUUAUGCAUUGCCAGGACAAUGAAUGAACAGGGAACAUAGGAAUGAAUGCAAAGAAUGUGUGGUGUGACUUUGAUUUUUGGCAAGGCCAGGCCUUAUAGCCAGUUUCUUUUAUCUGAAGUAGCAUUUCUAACACCAGUUUUUUCAUCAUAAAGUUUUAAUCUUGAUAAGUGAAACACAAGAGACUAACAACCUAGCAAUUUCCUCCCUUUCAGAUUCAUUUGAACUCUGUCUGCUUAUACAUGGAAUGUGCCACAUCACCUGUAAUUAUUUUACCAGUAUGCUAGUUAUGAUCAAUACAGCAGACAGCCAGUGAAUGUAACAAGUACGGCUUGAUAUUAAAAACACUCUUGACAUUCUAGCUUUGGCAUUUAGAUCUUUUACAUCUGUUCACUACAACAUAAUAAUGAAUUAGAACUUAGACAUUUCUACUUAUUGUGCAAGGGGACACUAAUAUACCACAGUCUGUAUCAGUAUUUUUACAACUGAAGAAUAAAGUCAUUGUAGAAAGGAAGGAGGCACCAAACAAUUAAAUAAAUGGAGCUUGCAUAGCCAUAGUGUUUAUUCCAUAGAAAUAAAGAGAUUGUAAAUGCAUGA
Messenger RNA from Sphaerodactylus townsendi, 3138 nucleotides. RefSeq names its product guanylate cyclase activator 1C (gene GUCA1C). Gene Ontology annotation, molecular function: calcium ion binding; calcium sensitive guanylate cyclase activator activity. Bases 165 to 740 code for a protein of 191 amino acids. Lineage: Eukaryota; Metazoa; Chordata; Lepidosauria; Squamata; Sphaerodactylidae. The transcript is spliced from 4 exons. The record is from RefSeq and is a predicted model, not a curated record.